AUGGCCAAAUCUAUGAGUCUCCUGUUGGGGGAUGGAUCCCCUCCCUGCCAGCAAGUUAUGAUCGCUCUGGAGGAAAAGAAGCUGCAGGGUUACAAACACAAGGUGCUGUCCUUUGAGAAAGGAGAGCACACAUUUCAGGAAGUCUUGGAAAUCAACCCAAGAGGACAUCUCCCUGCCUUCAAACAUGGAGACAACAUAGUGAAUGAGUCCAGUGCUGCAUGUUUAUACCUGGAGCCUGGAGUGGAUUUCGACCAGCUGCAGGAGAACCUGUGUCAGAUGGAGCGGCGUUGCAAAGCUUCAUGGGAUCAUCUAAAGGUGAUCGCCAAGCAUGAGAUGAAGCCCCAGCUGAAACAGAAGAUGUCUGACUUCCUCAAAGACUGCAUCUGCUGGCUAUUGGUUGGACGCUACCCCAAACUGGCCAGAUACUACAGCCUGUUGAAGGACAGACCCAGCAUCAAGUCAGCUGGCCGCCACACUCACUGCCCGGCCCACAGAAUUAUGAUGUCCUGA
Messenger RNA from Scomber japonicus (chub mackerel), 510 nucleotides. Its product is annotated as glutathione S-transferase A-like. The transcript has 4 exons. Bases 1 to 510 code for a protein of 169 amino acids. The record is from RefSeq and is a predicted model, not a curated record. Gene Ontology annotation, molecular function: actin filament binding. Gene Ontology annotation, cellular component: cytoplasm; cytoskeleton. Gene Ontology annotation, biological process: sarcomere organization; cortical actin cytoskeleton organization; cardiac myofibril assembly. NCBI's taxonomy places the organism in Eukaryota, Metazoa, Chordata, Actinopteri, Scombriformes, Scombridae.